Messenger RNA from Neofelis nebulosa (Clouded leopard), 1565 nucleotides. RefSeq names its product ecotropic viral integration site 2A (gene EVI2A). The record is from RefSeq and is a predicted model, not a curated record. The transcript has 2 exons. The coding region runs from base 227 to 931 and encodes 234 amino acids. Lineage: Eukaryota; Metazoa; Chordata; Mammalia; Carnivora; Felidae. Gene Ontology annotation, cellular component: membrane.
GCAGAAAGGAAAUGUGUCAUCUGUGGUUUGGUUUUAAAAGUGGAAAGCUAGCUGUACAUAUCCUUUUUUUUUUCACUGCAGAUUUACUUUAAGGUUCAUAUUCUCCAAGUCUAUUCUGCUUUAAAUUACUUGGAAGCUGUGCUUCAAGACAAGAAAAGAAGUGGCUUAUUAAAAUCAGGUUAUAACCAAAUUUUGACCAAGAAUUUGUAAGAUUACCGGUAUACUCAUGGACAUGGAACACGCAGGACAUUACCUGCAUCUUGCCUUUGUGAUGACAACAGCUUUUUCUUUGUGUCCUGGAACAAAAGCAAACUAUACCCAUCUGUGGGCUAACAGUACUACUGUCUGGGAUCCAGAUAUUCAAAAUAAGACGGGCAGAAACCAAAAUGAAAACAUGAACACAAACCCUACAACUUCUGCAGUAGAUAAAAAGAGUAAUUCUACAAACAUGACUGAAAUCGCCACGUCAUCUCCUGUCCUACCUCUAACUCCUAAAUCGGAACUGGAGAUUUAUAUACCUUCUGUUGUCAGGAACAGCUCUCCAACAGUACCGAGCAUCAAAAACACAAGCAAGAGUCCCCAUGAAAUUUUCAAAAAAGGGGUCUGUGAGGAAAACAACAACAAAAUGGCUAUGCUAGUUUGCUUAAUUAUAAUUGCAGUGCUUUUUCUUAUCUGCACCCUCCUAUUUCUUUCGACUGUAGUUCUGGCAAACAAAGUCUCAUCCCUCAGACGAUCAAAACAAGUAGGCAAGCGUCAGCCGAGAACCAACGGCGAUUUUCUGGCAAGCAGUGGUCUAUGGCCUGCUGAAUCAGACACUUGGAAAAGAGCACAACAGCUCACAGGGCCCAACCUAAUGAUGCAAUCUACUGGAACUCUCACAGCUACAAGGGACAGAAAAGAUGAAGGAGGAACUGAAAAACUCACUAACUAACAGAAGCUUUAGUGAAGACAAAUGCAAAGUAGCAAUGAGAAAGCUUAUGAAGUAAAAAUGAAAUCCGUUUGGCAUUUAAUGCCACAAGUUGGUCUAAGAUCUGUUGACAUGGCAGCCUUGCAAUUUAGAAUCGAGCAGGCGAGAAGGGAAGAAGUCAGUUCACCUUCUCAAAUACUUAAACUGUGCACUUUCAUUCUGACACUGAAUAUUUUAAGAAGCAAAUAAUAAAACACCCAAGGACGUGGAGAAGGUUUUAAAGAUGAGUUGAAGGAACUAAUUAAUGGAGGUAGAAAGGAACAAUUAAAUAUUUCCUGUUCAGCAGCAGUAGUUAGAUGAUCUUUGUCUGAAUGUAAUUAAACUUUGAAGAGUUUUAAUGUGUCCUUAGAGGCAAGUAUAUGCUUCAACAUCUAACAGAAGCCAAAUUCCUAAUGCACAGAGUUGAACUGUAGUUUAACGGUGCCUCUGCUGAAUGAGACGGAAUCUGUCCCAGCUCGUAGAUCAACACAGCUAAUUUUAUGCUAGAUGUUUUCAUCUUUAAGUAUGGCACACAUAAGAAAGUGUUUUUCUACUACAAAUAUUUAAUUAAAACUUUUAAUUUUGUAUCGUAAGACUCAUUAGAAUAAAACUGACUACA